AUGCCAGAUACGCCCAGUCGCAGUGGCCAAACCUCCGCCGUUGCCGGCGGCAGUAGUGCCGUGCCUACACCUGCCAACAACGUCAAUGGCCCAGAACGCAAUAUCGAUAGCCAGGGAAAAGAAGACGUUGAUGCAAGCAAUCAGCCAAGCAAUUUUAAAACCACAACAGGACAAUUCCAAGGUUUACACGAUCAGAAGGCCCACGCCGACGACAAAUACAAUACUCGGGAAUACCACGCCACGCAAGAUAUCAAACAGACAACUGUGAAUGGCGAGCCGACUUGUGCCACCGAGGAUCAUAGUUUCAUGGGAGAGCAGCCUGGGGGCAAUGAUACGCUCCCUGGGUGGGAGAAGUUGAAGAAUAUCUUCGGGAAGUGA
Messenger RNA from Penicillium alfredii, 378 nucleotides. RefSeq lists its product as uncharacterized. The coding region runs from base 1 to 378 and encodes 125 amino acids. The record is from RefSeq and is a predicted model, not a curated record. The transcript is spliced from 2 exons. NCBI's taxonomy places the organism in Eukaryota, Fungi, Ascomycota, Eurotiomycetes, Eurotiales, Aspergillaceae.